This is a messenger RNA of Porites evermanni, 429 nucleotides long. The record is from the annotation of a GenBank genome assembly. Lineage: Eukaryota; Metazoa; Cnidaria; Anthozoa; Scleractinia; Poritidae.
UAUUACCUUCACAGACUUUACCUGUCUUCCGUGUGGGAUUACUUUCUUAGGAACAUGGCAGCACCUCCCAGACACAGCAAAGAAUAUGGUCGACCUGUUGCAGGGUCUAAAACUGAAGCUCGUGGAAAAUAUGCUGGUGCUCACAUAAGUCAGGAGGUAAAAGCACUGUGCAAUGUCAUCUUGCAAAUGGGUGAUGAACAGCCUGAUGGAACAGUCACAGUUACAUUUGGACGAUUAUUUGAAAGAUACACUAGAAUUUCCAACAAAGUUGUUGGUAUGUUGCUCAGAGCUCGGAAGCAAAAUUUAGUUGACUUUGAGGGUGAAAUGUUAUUUCAAAGACGAGAUGACAAUGUUGUCAUUACUUUGCUGUGCAUGCCUGAAGACAUCCAGAAUGAUUCUGAUGAAUACUGGAAUAUCUCUGCUAAAUAG